Punica granatum (pomegranate) is the source of this 1091-nucleotide messenger RNA. The record is from RefSeq and is a predicted model, not a curated record. Lineage: Eukaryota; Viridiplantae; Streptophyta; Magnoliopsida; Myrtales; Lythraceae.
AGAAUUGAGGUUAAACAUCGCUUUCGUGGAGGAAGGAGAAGAAAGAGAGAGAACGUCUGUUAAAGGAAAAGCAGGGAGGAAGGAUCCUCGUUCGUCUUCCCAGCUGAACUUUCGUCUUCUUCGUCAAGCCAUAAUCCCGUCUCUUCUCCCUCGUCAACGUCGCCGAUCUCAUCUCAAAACGAUCCGAUCUCCGGAUCUGAAUUCUCGUACCUGCUAUGGCCAGCACCGGGAACAAGAACAUCAAUGCCAAAUUGGUGCUUCUAGGAGAUGUUGGAGCUGGAAAAUCUAGUCUAGUAUUGCGCUUUGUUAAGGGGCAGUUUGUUGAAUUUCAGGAAUCAACUAUUGGUGCUGCAUUCUUCUCUCAAACGUUGGCUGUAAAUGAUGCAACUGUCAAAUUUGAAAUCUGGGAUACAGCUGGUCAGGAAAGAUACCAUAGCCUUGCCCCAAUGUACUACAGAGGAGCUGCGGCUGCUAUAAUAGUAUAUGAUAUAACAAACCAAGCUUCAUUUGAGCGGGCAAAGAAAUGGGUACAAGAACUUCAAGCACAGGGCAAUCCAAACAUGGUCAUGGCACUUGCUGGGAACAAAGCAGAUUUGUUAGAUGCUCGGAAGGUCACAUCAGAGGAAGCUCAAAGCUAUGCUCAAGAGAAUGGCCUAUUCUUCAUGGAAACGUCGGCAAAAACUGCAGCCAAUGUCAAUGACGUUUUCUAUGAAAUAGCAAAGAGACUACCGAGAGUGCAGCCUGCGCCAAACCCAUCGGGGAUGGUUCUUAUGGAUAGACCUGCAGAGAGAACCGCAUCUGCAUCCUGUUGUUCUUAAAUGGAGUGGUUUGUGCUUUUCUUUUGAAGUCCAAUGUAUCUUUACAUGAUGCCUUUGCAGUACACACUAUGAAUUCUUAUUGGCUUGUUCGGCAGUCUAUAUCUUAGAACUGUACAUGGAUGGAUGCUCAUUUUAGUACAUAUGCGUGAAAUCAUGUGACUUGUCUGCGUAUACGUAAAUCGGGUUGACUCUACGUGCUGCCAUUACGUUGUAUAAAUAUCACUACGGUUAGCCUGGUAGGUGGGGAAUCGAAGUGUGAUUUGUGUCGGGAUG